Molecule: messenger RNA, 2493 nt
Organism: Adineta steineri
Lineage: Eukaryota; Metazoa; Rotifera; Eurotatoria; Adinetida; Adinetidae
Source: the annotation of a GenBank genome assembly
AUGAAACCUCGAUUAAAAAAACUUCGAUUAUAUCCUCUUGAUACUAUUGAUGCAAAUGCAAAUAGAAAUGAUAAUAGAAAAUAUCCAUUAAUAUUAACUAACGUUGAAUUACAAUCAUCAAUGAUUGUUCUAAAUCCAAGUAUUGAUGAAGUUCAACAAUUAAUGCAUGAAUUAAUUAAUUAUGUUUUAAAUAUUUUUCAUGGUAUACGUAAAUGGGGUGAAGUACGAAUUAUUGAUAGUAAAUUAAUACAUAAUUAUCCAAUGCAUGAUUUUUCUGAGUUAUUACCAACAAAUGAUGAUUUAGAAUUACAUAAAUUGUAUGAUCAUGGAGAAGAAAAUUCAUGGCAAAUUCAACAAGAACACUGGUCAACUCGUGUUGAACCAUGGGAAUAUCCUAAAAAUGAAAAAAUUGAAUUUGCAUCUAUUCUUGUUCCAAACAUUGAUAAUGUUCGUAUUACAUAUCUUAUAAAUAUUCUUUCUAAACAAGAAAAAGCUGUACUAUUAAUUGGUGAACCUGGUACAGCUAAGACUGUUAUUAUUACAAGUUAUUUAAAACAUUAUGAUAGUGAACAACAUUUAACACGUAUUAUAAAUUUUUCUUCUAUUACGACGAGUAAUUUUAUUCAAAAAACUAUUGAAAAUUUUGUUGAUAAACGUGUUGCAAAUACAUUUGGUCCAUCAUUUGGACGUAAAAUGACGAUAUUUAUUGAUGAUAUUAAUAUGCCAAUAAUAAAUUCAUGGGGUGAUCAAGAAGCAAAUGAAAUUCUUCGACAACUUAUUGAACAAAAAGGUUUUUAUUCUCUAAUAAAACCUGGUGAUUUUCUUAGUAUAAUUGAUUUACAAUUUCUUGCUGCUAUGUGUCAUCCAGGUGGUGGUAGAAAUGAUAUAUCAGAAAGAUUAAAACGCCAUUUUUUUAUUUUAAAUUGUACUUUACCAUCAAAUAAUGCUGUUGAUCAUAUAUUUAGUUCCAUAGCAAAAUAUUUUUGUAAUGAAAGAAAUUUUUCUAAUGAUAUUAUCAGCAUAGUUGAAAAAUCUAUAUCAGCAACACGAAUUCUUUGGCAAACAAUUAAAGGAAAAUUUCUUCCAACACCAGCAAAAUUUCAUUAUAUAUUUAAUUUAAGAGAUUUAUCACGUAUAUGGGAAGGAAUAUUACAAAUUGAUUCUGAACAAUGUCAAAAUGAUAUUGAACAAUAUUUACAAUUAUGGAAACAUGAAUGUACAAGAGUAUUAGCUGAUCGAUUAAUUUUAAAUACGGAAAAAGAAUGGUUUAGAAAAGAACAAUUUAAAAUUGCUAAACAAACUUUUGGUGAUAUUUAUAAAAUUCCAAUACAAGAAGAAUCUGAAGUUUAUUAUGCAAAUUUUCUUCGUGAAGAACUCGAAGUAACAGAUGAAAUGGGUGAUGAUAUUGAUCUUGCUGAUUUAGUACCUAAAGUUUAUGAACCUAUUUCAUCAUGGGAAACAUUACGAACAAAAUUAUUAACUAGUAUGAAUAAAAUGAAUGAAGAAAUUCGUGGUAGUAAUAUGGAUUUGGUAUUUUUUAAAGAUGCUAUGAUUCAUCUAUUACGUGUAAAUAUUUUUCAUAUCUCACGUGUUAUUAAUAUGCCAAAAGGACAUUUAUUAUUGGUCGGUGUUGGUGGUAGUGGAAAACAAUCAUUAACCAAAUUAGCAUCUUAUAUUGCAGGUUACAAAUAUUUUCAAAUAAGUGUCUCUAGAACAUAUACAUUAAAUAAUUUUAUGGAUGAUUUACGAAAUAUUUAUCGAUCUGCUGGUCGUCUCGGUCAAGGCAUUGUAUUUAUUUUUACUGAUAAUGAUAUAAAAGAUGAUCAAUUUCUUGAAUAUUUAAAUAAUGUUCUUAGUUCUGGAGAAGUUUCUGGUUUAAUUACACGUGAAGAAAUGGAUGAAACUUUAUCGGAAUUAUCAGUUAAAAUGAAAAAAGAAUAUCCGAAACGAUUAUUAACAAAUGAAAAUCUAUUGAAUUACUAUCGUGAAAGACUUCGAAAAAAUCUUCAUAUUGUUCUAUGUUUUUCUCCGGAUAAUCGAAAAUUUCGUGAACGUGCAUUAAAAUUUCCAGCAUUAGUAUCCGGUUGUACUAUUGAUUGGUUUUAUCGUUGGCCAUUAGAUGCUCUUAUUGAUGUAUCAAAUGUUUAUUUAAAUCGCUUUGAUAUUCUUGUAACAUCAAAUACAAUAAAAAAGAAUCUUAUUGAAAUAAUGGCCGAUAUACAUGAUGAUGUUAGUCGAAUAUGUGAAAAUUAUUAUGAUAAAUUUCGACGACGAACCUAUGUUACACCUAAAUCAUUUCUCUCAUUUAUAAAUGCAUUUAAAUUAUAUUAUCAAAAGCAACGUGAAUAUUUCGAAAAAGAAAAACAAAAAAUGAAAACUGGUGUUCAAAAAUUAUUUGAAGCUGCUGAACAAGUUCAAAAGAUUACACAAGAAUUAAUUACUAAAGAAAAAGAUAUGGCUAUUGCCAAUAUGGAAGCAGAAAAAGUACGUUGA